This is a messenger RNA of Purpureocillium takamizusanense, 1026 nucleotides long. Its product is annotated as 2-keto-3-deoxy-L-rhamnonate aldolase. Gene Ontology annotation, molecular function: 4-hydroxy-tetrahydrodipicolinate synthase activity. Lineage: Eukaryota; Fungi; Ascomycota; Sordariomycetes; Hypocreales; Ophiocordycipitaceae. Bases 1 to 1026 code for a protein of 341 amino acids. The transcript is spliced from 2 exons. The record is from RefSeq and is a predicted model, not a curated record.
AUGCCGCUCCCGUCGCCCCCUCCUCCCCGAGGCAUCUGGGCGCCCGUCCCGACCUUCUUUGCCUCCAAGUCCUCGUCUCGCUACAACGCCGUGACCCCGCCCUUUGACCUCGAUGCCCAGGGACAGCACGCUAUAGGCCUCGCCCGGGCCGGCGUCUCUGGGCUCGUCGUCUUCGGGAGCACGGGCGAGGCGGUCCACGUCCACCCGCGCGACCGCAAGGUCCUGCUGCGGUCCCUCCGCAACCGUCUGGACCAGGCGGGCUUCAAGUUCCCCAGAUGCCCGCUCAUGGCCGGCACGGCCACCAACAGCGUUCAAGAGACGGUGGAGCAGCUCGAAGACGCGCAGCGGGCCGGUGCGCAGUGGGGUUUGUGCCUGGUGCCUGGAUACAACGCACCAGUGGUGAGCCAGGAGGGCAUCGUGAUGUGGUUCACUGCCGUGGCCAACUCAAGCCCCAUCCCCAUCCUCAUAUACCACUAUCCCGGCGUGUCCAACAACGUCCAGGUCGCGCCAUCUACCUUUGAAGCCCUUGCCAGGCACCCAAAUAUCGUUGGCUGCAAGCUCUCACACGGCGACAUGUCGAAGCUCAUGCAAAUCUCGCUCAGCCCUGCCAUCAACCAUUCCAACUUCCACGUCUUCACCGGCCUAGGCCAGCAGCUACUGCCCGCCAUGACGGUUAACUGCGCGGGCGCAAUCGACGGCUCCGCCAACUUCUUCCCAAAGUCGUUGGUGCGAUUGUACACAUUGUGCUGCGGGCCCCAGUCGUUUGAUGAGAAAAGUGAGCGUACUCAGCUGCAGUACCGCGUGAGCUGCAUGGAGGAGCUCAUCGUCACGCACGGCAUCCCCGGCAUCAAGGAGGCCGUGAGCCGUCUGAGGGGCAUUGGAGACGGGGAUGGAACUCGGCUGCCGCUCUUCGGGGGCAUGCCGGGAGGGGACGAGGAGUGGGCGAAGUGGUUGGGCGUCUUGAACAAGAUGGAGGAGGUCGAGGUGCGACUGUCGCCGGUGUUUCCUGAGGGCGCGGAAAUGUAG